Larimichthys crocea (large yellow croaker) is the source of this 1222-nucleotide messenger RNA. RefSeq lists its product as uncharacterized. The coding region runs from base 47 to 1222 and encodes 391 amino acids. The record is from RefSeq and is a predicted model, not a curated record. The transcript is spliced from 6 exons. NCBI's taxonomy places the organism in Eukaryota, Metazoa, Chordata, Actinopteri, Sciaenidae.
CAGCCGUCCUCCUCAUCCUCCUCUUCCUUAUCUUCCUCCGAGGAAGAUGAGCAGCCGCAGCAGCAGGCCCCCCAGCAGCAGCAGCAGCCGUCCUCCUCCUCCUCAUCUUCCUCGGAGGAAGAUGAGCAGCCACAGCAGCAGGCCCCCCAGCAGCAGCAGCAGCCGCAGCCGUCCUCCUCUUCCUCAUCUUCCUCCGAGGAAGAUGAGCAGCCGCAGCAGCAGGCUCCCCAGCAGCAGCAGCAGCCGCAGCCGUCCUCCUCUGAGGAGGAAGAUGAGCAGCCGCAGCAGCAGCCCCCAGAGCCCGCAACGCCCCAGCAGCUGGAGCAACCUUCUUCAGCCCGAAGGAGGUUGCCUUUUACGGCCAGGCCGCCGCAGCCGUCUUCCUCCUCCUCCUCAUCUUCCUCCUCGGAGGAUAAGCCCGCCCGGCCCCAGCAGUCGGCAAAGAGGCGGCUGCAGUCACCCGACGCCCCCAUUGCUGAGUCCCCCCCGGAAAAAGACGGCCAAAAUGAAGAACUUGGCCCCGAAGGAGGAAUCGGAGGAGGAUGAUGCAAAGCCCAAGCUGCCCAAGGUGGCCCGCAGGGUCCACAGGGCCAUGGCCCCCUACUUCACAGGAAAGAGUAGGGGGUCGAAGAUGCGGGGCAUCGUCCUCGGCGCCUCUCUGGACGCCUACGUCGAGGAGUACGGCCAAUUUAUCUUCUGCCCCGAAGACACGACUAAAAUGCAAGAAAAUGCAGUCUCCAAGAUCAGCCGGGCGAAGGUAUUUUUGAAAUACCUCACGCUCGGCUGGUCUCAGGUCACGUACUGGACCUGGGAGUUUUUAUUCAACAUCCCCCUCCUCAAGUGCUACCCUGCAGUCCUCCGGAAGACUGGCCUGGCCCCCACCACCAUCAUCCUAUAUGUGGGCCAGGCCAUCUCCUUUGUGGAGUUUUUUAGGGCCACGCCGCCGAAGCACUCCCGGAUCACCGGCGGGCAGUUGGUGGUGGUGAUCCGGGAGCUGCGGAAGCUUUCAAAAGACCUGAACCGCACGGUCCUUGGCCACCAGGCCCUGAUCAAGCAGGCCAAGGGCAAGAGGCUGGUGGCACGGGAGGACCUGGCCAGGUGUCAGGCGUUGGCCCGGGCCAAAAUCCCCUCUCUGCUCGAGGACAUCGAGAAGGCGGCCCCAAGGGACCCAGAUAUCAACAAAAGUUCCCAGAAUAAAGAGAACAAUUGUUACUCAUUUUAA